AUGGGCAUCCACAAUGUACAGGGGCAGAGUCUUCAGCGCAUGAUCGCCGUUCUUGGUGCGGUCGCAUUUCUGGUCCAGGGAUAUAACCAGUCUAUUAUGAAUGGCUUCACCACGCUGCCCAGUUUCUUGGCUGCGAUCCCGCAGGUCGACACGGUCAACACUACAGGCGCACAGGCAUCGCACAACUCCACGAUUCUAGGUCUUGUCGUGGCUAUUUUUGAGCUUGGUUCUGCAAUUGGCGCACUAUCUUGCCUGGCUAUUGGUGAUAAGCUGGGUAGGCCCAAGACGAUGUUGGUCGCCGGAUUCAUCUGCACUGUGGGCGUGGUGAUCCAAGCAUCCACGUACUCCCUUGCCCAGAUUCUCGUUGGCAGAAUUGUCACAGGUGUGGGAAUCGGCAUCUAUACAGGAACCGUUCCCAUGUACGUGAGUGAGUCAUCCAGUGCCACCAAGCGAGGACAGCUUGUAUUGGUAGAAGGUGUCUUUGCGCUGAGCGGACUGGCUAUCGCAUCGUGGGUCAACUUCGGCAUGUUCUAUACAACAGGCUCGGUCAGCUGGAGAUUCCCCAUCGCUCUUCAGCUGAUCUUCAUUGCCAUUAUUCUCUCGCUCACUCCAUGGCUUCCGGAAUCUCCUCGAUACCUAGUCAAGAAGGGAAGAAUUGAAGAAGCAACCGCCAUCAUGGCAAGACUGAUGGGUCUACCUCAAGAUGACACCUCGGUGUCCAAGGAGAUUGCUGUGAUUCAGGCCGCGCUUGCAAGGAACAGCCAACACUCCGCAAAUCCCUUCUCGAUGAACGAGAACAGGCACCUCCAACGAUUAUUGGUCGCGGCAAGCGGAACGAUGAUCACUCAAAUGACCGGUAUUAACGUGAUCGCGGGCUAUUCUACAUCCAUCUUCGAGGAAACACUUCAUUACUCCGGCAGCGAUGCUAGAAUUUUCUCCGCUUGUCUGCAAAUGGCGUUGGCUCUCGGCGCCUUAACUGCGAUUUUCCUGGUCGACCGAGUUGGCCGUCGUCCCAUGAUGCUUUUCUCCACGGGCUCCAUGGUAGUAGCCCAAGCGGCCGUUGCAGGCUUGACAUCAGAUCUGUCAAACCCAGCUACCGGCAAAGCAGCAGUGUUCUUCUACUUCUUCGCCAUGUACUGCCUCCCCAUCGGCAUGUUCAUUAUGCCAUUCAUGUACGGUUCGGAAAUCGCCCCGCUGUCAAUCCGCCAUAUUGUUGCGGCUGCGACGGCCGUAUCUAGUUGGCUCUUCAACUUCAUGGUGGCUGAAGUCACUCCGGUCGCACGCGACAGCAUUGGUUGGAAAUACGACAUUGUUUAUGCUGCAACCAGUAUAGGAAGCUGUGUUCUCAUAUAUUUCUUUUAUCCGGAGACUCGGGGCCGGUCACUUGAGGAGAUUGAUGAGAUUUUCCGUCAAUCUAAGUCUAUCUGGGAUCCUGUUCGUGUGGCAAAGAAGCUUCCUGUCGGAUUUGAUGUUCUAGAAACUAUCGAUGAUUCUGCAAAGGAAGCUUCCUUUCAUACAUCAGGGGUCUAA
Molecule: messenger RNA, 1530 nt
Organism: Penicillium verhagenii
Lineage: Eukaryota; Fungi; Ascomycota; Eurotiomycetes; Eurotiales; Aspergillaceae
Product: sugar porter family MFS transporter
Exons: 3
Coding region: 1-1530 (509 amino acids)
Biological process (GO): transmembrane transport; carbohydrate transport
Cellular component (GO): membrane
Molecular function (GO): carbohydrate:proton symporter activity
Source: RefSeq, a predicted model, not a curated record